Messenger RNA from Penicillium cataractarum, 1581 nucleotides. RefSeq lists its product as uncharacterized. The record is from RefSeq and is a predicted model, not a curated record. Lineage: Eukaryota; Fungi; Ascomycota; Eurotiomycetes; Eurotiales; Aspergillaceae. The transcript has a single exon. Bases 1 to 1581 code for a protein of 526 amino acids.
AUGGCCAGGCACCGUGAUCGGGCAGCAGGUGAUGUUAUUCGCCAAUUCCCCCAAUCUCGGCGCAGGUCCUUGUUUGAUUUGAAACACCUCGCUCCCAGCGACGAUAUCACCACAGACUCGGAAUCCAUCUACAGCGACGAAAAGGAAAUCUUCAAUGCCCUCGUCGUACCUUCGCCCAGUCGGGAUUCUCGUGGAUACGACACUGGAUAUCAAAUGGGGCCUAUCAUGGAAGAAGGGCUAGCAGCGAAUCUUGCCAUGUUCAUUCAGACCAGUAGCUCUAGCAGCAGCCCUCCUUUGACAGCACAUCAUUACAGUGGGAAACCAGAACGCACAAAAGCAGAUACCCUGUGGUGGCGCCAUCCAGCGCUUUCUGAUCCCCUGAAUCAUCCACAACUGCCAGUGAGCCGUCUGCGUGAGACAUUGUCCACGAUCGGAGCUGCUCAAACUCAUCGAAAAGCCCUCUCCCUCGAUACAGUUCAUACCAAUGAAAGAACGUCCAACUGGCCAGGAAACCCAGGGCCAGCAGUCAUGCCUAAUCAACCGCAGCACCCUCCGCCAGAAAGAAUUCCUACCCCUCCAGGCCUUCCCUCGUUCAACACGCCCGAGGCAGUAUACUGCUCUAAUCAAUUUCUCGCCGUACAGGGUGGCGGACGCUUCUACGCUCAGCGAAACGCAACUGGUGCUGACCAAAGCCCAACUUCCUAUGGCGAUGCCUUUCGGAGACUCUUGGGUCUACAAGCCUCGGUCGACACGAGGCCGGGCAUGCAGUCUGCUGUAGGCAUUGGACGAGCCGAUGAUGGAACUAUAGUCCACGGUCGAUUUCCGUAUCGACAAAGCGGGCAUAAUGCCAAUAUGGCUCGGCAGAUACAUGAUCACCCUUUUCACCAGACCACCCUCGCUAUCACGGAAUCUGGCGAUAGAACCGAAACCGAAGGGGGUGGCUCAAAGGAUGACAAUGUGAAUCUUCAGCCGAGACGACGGGUCCGGGACUACGUGCCUCCUUCCAUGGGGAGAUUAUGGCCGUUCCAGGAUGGACUUUUGUCCUCUACGCCCGAGUCUUCUGUGACACAAUCGGGAAUUACGGAUAGAGCCCAUUCGUUCUUCGGAAUUCCACGUACCUCGACCGAUCCAAGUCGUUCAAAUGGUGUAUCAUCUACCAGCCGUCGCCGCGCAGAAACCACCAUGAAUCACAUUCCUUCACACCAUUCUCAGCUCCAGUCAGUUCAGGCCAUCGACGACGAUAACGACGACGACCAGGGCUUGGUUCCCGAGGGUACACAUUCAGCCUCUGAGAUUCUUUGCUGGCUACCAGUACAGCUAUAUCUCUGCUGCCUAUUGAACCCCUGUCCUUUCCAGGAUCGUCUUGAGGAAGUGGAAGGGUUGCAGACUACCAAUUCCCAAGAUACAUACGUGACUGCGCAGAGUCGGCCUUCGAAUUCUACGACUCCCUCUGCAGAGCUUCGAGAGGUACCGAAUCGGUUUGGGAAGAUUGAGUUUCCACAUUGGAUUGGGGUGGGUUUGGGUCGUGUUUUACCUGUGAUAUCGUCUCGGGUGUCCGGUGUUGUUCAGUCGAGUCGUUGA